Messenger RNA from Scomber japonicus (chub mackerel), 1366 nucleotides. Its product is annotated as non-histone chromosomal protein HMG-14-like. The record is from RefSeq and is a predicted model, not a curated record. Gene Ontology annotation, cellular component: nucleus; chromatin. Gene Ontology annotation, molecular function: nucleosomal DNA binding. Lineage: Eukaryota; Metazoa; Chordata; Actinopteri; Scombriformes; Scombridae. The coding region runs from base 186 to 512 and encodes 108 amino acids. The transcript is spliced from 6 exons.
UCCAAUCCGGUUUGAGCUAGUUCUGGUACUGGUCGGACGUCGUUUACAUUAAGUUACAGACUGUUCUGGAGGUGAGCUGACUGAGGUGUGGGGCUCACUCACGUUUCAUUGAGUUUCCUAAACUGCAAAAAGCUGCUUUGUUCUUUUUUUUAUAUAUAUACCUCUGCUGCACAACCUGAGCUACAAUGGGAAGGAAGAAAUCUAGCGGUGAUGCAGAUGCAAGCGCAGAGCCAAGGAGAAAGUCUCUACGGUUGUCGGAUAAAGAGACGCAGCAAAAACCACAGCCAGAGAAGACAAAGGCAGCUCCCAAGCCUAAAAAGGUGAAGGAGCCAGCAAAGCCCAAGGCAGAGGAGAAGAAAGAAGAACCUGAGGUUGAGAAAGAAGAGGUCCCUGCAGAAAAUGGAGAUGCCAAAGCUGAGGAGGAGACCGCUGCAGCAGAUGAAGCUGUCGAAAAGGAGGAAGAGGAGGAGGAAGAGGAUAAACCUGAAGAGGAGGAAAAAGCAGCAGAGUAGUAUAGUAACAACCCCUAAACUCACAUGCCAAUGCUCCCUGUACCUCCUUUCUUGUACAAUGCAGAGAUUAUUUUUAUCUACUAUUUUCUUAAGAGAGCAAUGUUUUUAGGGAUGUGAAUGCAGAAAUGCAUUUUUUUUUAAAUACUAAAAAUGUCAUUCAAUUUCAUGGCUUCUGUGAAGGGAAAGUUUUGGUCAUUGUGUUGGGCUUUUUUUCCCAUUGUACUUGUUUUUUUUUUGUUUUUUUUCCUUGUCUCUCUGGCUUCUUAUUUUGCUUUUAGAUACUAGUUUUCUGCAUGACAUGCAGUCAUGCCUAUAUCAGGAAUUUGACGUUCAACUCUGGGAGAGUUUACCUGAAACAUCUGGAGGGAUUUUGUACCUGUACUGUUUUGAAAUGUAAUACAUCGUAAUUUUUCUGUGUUUGAUAGGGAAAUGGAUGAUCGAAAGUUUGAGAGUUGUGUUCUAUGCUAAAUAAUUUGUUCACAAUAUCAACUUAAAUCAUACUCAUCAGUACUGGAAUUUUUUGGGUUGACUUUUUUUUUUUCUUGUUAGUUGCAGCAUUAUAAGAACAUUUGUAUAGCUGCUGUAAAAUGUCUUUUAAAUCAUGAUGUCGCAAUUUCUAUGUGCAGUCAGUGAUGGUACAUUUAUGGACUGUUAAUGUCGUCAACUACACUCAAAACAAAAUGAAUUACAGAAGUAACCAUACUUGUCAUGGCUUAUGCUUUCAGGACAACUGUACUUUCACUUAAGUCAACAAAAUGUCACAUUUGUGGAUGUAUCCAUUGUUGUUUUUGGAGGUCUCUACCAAUGUACAGUUUCCUCUUUUAAAAAAUAAAAUAAACACAUUUUUUCUUUGA